UUCAACGCUGUCCUUUCCGUUUGCGACUUUUAGCCUGUUCGGAACACGACAAAACCCAACCCACCACGUACCUAUCUGCAACAAAGACAAGCAGAUCAAAAAGCAGUCUGCAUAAUAACUGCCUGCCAAAAAGUACCUGCCUACCUCCUUGCCAGGCCCCGGUAGCUUUUGGCCUUAAUUCGAACAGCGGACACGAGGACAGAAAAAAGAGAGGUAGAUUUUGCCUGCCGUGCAGUGCACCGCCGAGCCGAGUAAGCUUGGAUCAAACGACCUAGGGUCCCUGACUUGAAAACACGAGGGAAUUGCCGAAGCCUCGCCCGGCGCGAGCUUUUCGUGGCUCAGCAAAAUCCCACCCACAUCCAUCGCACCAACACUCUUCACAUUCGCAACAACGGACGACACGGCGAGGGGCUUUUUGUUUUUUCCUCCGUAUUUUUCUCGCGACCAAACGGCGCGCGACGCGGAUAACCCGGUUCUAUUUUUCUCUCACUCGACAUUGAGAAUCCAGUACUGUGUUUUCUUGGGUUUACCGGGAAGCCAACUAUUACCUUGUUGAACUACGCAAACGAAAUCGCAGAGGCGGGCCACGGACACAUUCGUUGCGGUCCUUGAGAAGACGACAGCGACACGAUACUAUCCACCAAGCAGCAGCUCCAGAACUUUUACCGCCAGCCAGAGGGACAAACCACACACCAAGGCGAAAUAAUACCGAAUCCGGCGGCGCAUCGUGCCGUCGCACCCUCCCCCUAUCUACUUGGACAAGAUGAUGCUCGAAGAGAAAUAUAUCGGGCUGGCGCUGGCGAUAACAUCCAGUUUAGCCAUCGGUGUCAGUUUUGUUAUAACUAAAAAGGGUCUGCAACAAGCAGAAGAAAGACUUGGCUUCGAGGGCGAUGGCUAUGUCUACCUCAAAAACCCACUUUGGUGGGCUGGCAUAGGAACUUUGGUUCUCGGUGAGAUAUGCAACUUUGCUGCAUACGCUUUCGCACCAGCUAUUCUCGUCACACCAUUAGGAGCCCUCUCGGUCCUCAUUGGCGCAAUCCUCGGCUCGUACUUCCUCAACGAACUACUGGGUAUACUCGGGAAGCUCGGUAGCGCGAUAUGUCUGAUAGGCGCCGUCAUCAUCGUGCUCCACGCGCCACCAGACAAGGAGAUCAGCACCAUCGACGAGAUUCUGAACUACGCCAUCCAGCCAGGCUUCUUGCUCUAUGUUUUCUUCGUGACUGUAUAUGCUACCUUUAUGAUCUACUGGGUGGCGCCUAAGCACGGCAAGAAGAACCCGCUCAUCUACUUGUCCAUCUGUUCGCUGGUCGGCUCAGUCUCAGUCAUGUCAGUCAAGGCCUUCGGCAUUGCGCUGAAGCUGACCUUUGCCGGAAACAACCAAUUCUCUCACCCAUCGACCUAUGUGUUCAUGAUCAUUACCGUCGUGUGUAUCUUGAUUCAGAUGAACUACUUCAACAAGGCACUAAGCCAGUUCCCGACCAACAUUGUCAACCCACUGUAUUACGUAACAUUCACCACUGCAACCUUGUGCGCAUCUUUCAUCCUCUUCAGCGGCUUUAACACGACGGAUCCGGUUGGCACGCUUUCGCUUCUCUGCGGCUUCCUUGUGACGUUCACAGGUGUCUACCUCCUCAACCUAUCGCGCACCGACCCAUCAGGGAUGCGUUUGGCCAACGGGCAACGCGGCGACGACGCGACGGGCACCGACAUGGUUUCAUCGAUCCAGACCCGUCUCAGCAUGGAGGCUCGCCGUAGCCUGAGCCAUCGUCGCAUGAGCGCGGGCAGCGGCACGCACGCCGCCGACAGGCAAGGCCUCAUGCGGGCCUACGACGAAGAGGAGGCGGCCGGCUUGAGUCUCGGAGAUCUUGCAGACGACAGCGACGAAGGCAGCGGCAGUGGUAGCGCAAGCAAUGGCAAGAAGAUGAACGGGAAUGGCGAACCCAAACGGUACGACGCCUCAAUAGAGCUCCAAACGAGGAGGCAGCCGGAGAGGUAACAGUGGAAUUUCCACUAGGAUGUCUUUCUUCUUGUCUUUUGGUCCACGGGUGGUUUGGUUGAAGUACGCACCCGCUGCACCAGGAGUGUACUCCAUCAAGCGUUUUUUGUUGACGCGCGCUGUUUCUUAUCUUUUUGCAACUAGACCAUCAUAUUUGUCUUAUUAUAUGCAUGAAGCCCGUCUAUACUUUUUUUGCGUUGAUGUAUGAGCUUGGGAUUCGUUCGUGAAGCUCUGCACAAAGAAAGGAGUUGCUAGAUGGAAAGCAAGAAGAGCGAGCUAUUGGUUCUUUUUUUCUUUCUCUUUCUCUUUCUUUUUUCAAAGAUUCCGCCAAGGAAUCGAGCAAGGCAUUUCUCGUUGGAACGGUUUCUUUAAUCUGCUUUUUCUUUGCCGCUCUUGUGUAAUUUCUUUUUCAUUCUCUUUUUUCUCCCCUCUAUCUGGCCCUGGUUUGUAUUCGCCGCACAUCCAUUCUGCGAAGGAGUUGUUAUGCAUGAGAUCAUUUUUGUUGCCAACGAAAAAGGGAGUGGCGUGUACAAAGGGGAAUCAUUUUCGGCGUUUUCAUCUCUUGGUGGGGUUUUCGUCUUUUUUUUCAUCCAACUGGAUUUUGGACGUGUCUGGUGGCUACCUAUUUUUCAACUUAAUUGUCUUGGGUUCUUUUUUCAUGUCUUUUUCUCCCUCAUUGGCAUGGUUCCAUGAUUCAUUGCGUGUCGUUACCGCCUGCACUACAGUCAUCGCGAGAAAGCAUUUAAGCGGGAAUCAGACGGGUCACACGGGGGAGUGGGUGGGCUAUAUGUAUGAUAUUGUCUAUUCUAUCUGGAGAAAAUUGAGAUUCAUGAGAUGUCA
Pyricularia oryzae 70-15 is the source of this 2836-nucleotide messenger RNA. RefSeq lists its product as uncharacterized. Gene Ontology annotation, biological process: magnesium ion transport. Lineage: Eukaryota; Fungi; Ascomycota; Sordariomycetes; Magnaporthales; Pyriculariaceae. Gene Ontology annotation, molecular function: magnesium ion transmembrane transporter activity. Gene Ontology annotation, cellular component: membrane. The record is from RefSeq and is a predicted model, not a curated record. Bases 764 to 1996 code for a protein of 410 amino acids. The transcript is spliced from 6 exons.